AUGCAGGUGCCACAGAAUGGAGAGGACUUUGCCAGCCAACCCUGGUACCACGGCCUCCUGUCCCGCCAGAAGGCAGAGGCUCUUCUUCAGCAAGAUGGUGACUUCUUGGUCCGUGCGUCUAGGACCUGUGGGGGCCACCCUGUGAUCUCCUGCCGCUGGCGGGGCUCUGCCCUGCACUUUGAGGUGCUUCGUGUGGCCUUGCGUCCCCGGCCAGGCCGGCCCACAGUCCUCUAUCAGCUGGAGGAUGAGCGCUUCCCAAGCCUGCCUGCCCUGAUUCGCAGCUAUGUGCAUGGCCAGCGUCCACUGACCCAGGCUACAGGGGCUGUGGCCUCCAGCCCGGUGAUGCGGCAAGGGCCUAUUCCACGCAGCUUUAGUGAGGACACCCUCCUAGAGAGCCUGUCUCGGAUAGAGCUACUCAGGGCUAGGAAGUGGAGUGACAGUCAGCCUGCAGGUUUGGAACACGUGGGGUGGUCAAGAGAAGGCCACUCUGACCCAGGAGCCUCCCCUGGGCCCACACUUGCCCUGACUUGCAUGGGUAGUGACCCUGAGCUGCUGAAGCCCCCCGCUCCCCUGGGAUCCAUCGCUGACAGCCUCAGCGCCUCAGAUGGGCAGCUUCAUGUUAAGACGCCAACCAAGCCACCUCGAACGUCCUCACUGGUGCUGCCUGAUGCCUCUGAACAGCCCCCAACUUACUGUGAGCUGGUGCUCCGCGUGCCCAGCGCCCAGGGAACACCCCCUGGCUUCCAAUGCCCACAGCCAGAAGCCCCCUGGUGGGAGGCCCAGGAGAAGGAGGAGGAGAAGAAGGAGGAGGAGGAGAAAAGUUUUGCAAGACCACAGGCAGACAUCUCUUUCUGCCACCCCGGCAAAUCCUCUGGCCUUCUGGGCCCCCAGAAUCGGCCCCUGGAGCCCAAAGUCCUGCAUACUCUCCGAGGCUUGUUCCUGGAGCACCAUCCCGGGAGCACUGCCCUCCACCUGCUCUUGGCAGACUGCCAGGCUGCCGGCCUGCUGGGAGUGACCCAGGCUCAGCGGGAUGCCAUGGGGGUUGACUCUGGCCUGGAGCUGCUCACACUUCCCCAUGGCCAUCGUUUGAGGUCAGAGCUGCUGGAAAGGCACGAGGUGCUGGUGCUGGCCGGCGCGCUGGCGGUGCUGGGCUGCACGGGGCCGCUGGAGGAGCGCACGGCCGCCCUGAGGGGCCUGGUGGAGCUGGCCCUGGCGCUGCGGCCCGGGGCGGCGGGGGACCUGCCCGGACUGGCCGCUGUCAUGGGCGUCCUGCUCAUGCCCCAGGUGUCCCGGCUGGAACAAACGUGGUGCCAGCUCCGAAGGAGCCACACCGAGGCCGCAGUGGCCUUUGAGCAGGAGCUGAAGCCGCUGAUGCGGGCGCUGGAUGAGGGCGCGGGACCCUGCGACCCCGGCGAGGUGGCGCUGCCUCACGUGGCUCCCGCGGUGCGCCUUCUGGAAGGCGAGGAACUCCCCGGGCCGCCGGAAGAGAGUUGUGAGCAGCUGCUGCGCACCCUGCAGGGGGCGCGUCAGACGGCCCGGGACGCACCCAAGUUCCGCAAGGCCGCGGCCCGGCGCCUGCAAGGAUUCCGGCCGAACCCUGACCUGCAGGAGGCCCUGACCACUAACUUCCUGCGGAGGCUGCUCUGGGGGAGCCGGGGUGAGGGCGCUCCGAGGGACAGUCGUCUGGAGAAGUUCCGGCAGGUGCUCAGUGUCCUGUCCCUGCGCCUGGAGCCUGACUGCUGA
Molecule: messenger RNA, 1743 nt
Organism: Pipistrellus nathusii (Nathusius's pipistrelle)
Lineage: Eukaryota; Metazoa; Chordata; Mammalia; Chiroptera; Vespertilionidae
Source: the annotation of a GenBank genome assembly